AUCGAUAGUACCUUUGAUGGUUUGACACCUAUAUUUUUGUCCCAUUUUCUUUAAAAUUAUAUUUUUUCUAUUAAAAUAGCUGUAAAAUGUCUAUCGCCAAGCGUGUGCAGCAAUGGGCAACAUUUGCACGAACCUGGCACAUUUACGAUUGCACCUGGCAAAAUCCUUUUGAGUCCGCUGCACUGGUUAAAACACAUCUGAUGGGGCUGCACAAGCCCAUAUACCAUCCCAUGAUCUCCAAACGCGGCUUUUGCACGACACACCUACAGCACCUACAGCAGCUGCAGCGCCCGCUCCACCAGUCACAACUUUGUCCAAUUUAUCAACUCCAAAAACGCAAUAUGGGCCGCCUGGGUACUGUGGAUCCUAGCUCCUACUCGCAGCCUGAUUUGAUUACCACGGAGCACAGUGUCCUUAACUGGAAGGUGGACUUCGAUGCCACCAAACUGCAGGGCAGUGUGGUGCAUCGCUUCAAUGUGCUGUCCAACAAUUUGGAGAAGAUUCUCCUGGAUGUGCGCGACAUCAAUGUGACCAAUGCCACGUUGCUGGCUGGAGGCACUGAGCUGCCCAUCAAUUACUUCAUCAGCGAUCCCGUGGAUAAUAUUGGACAAAAGCUAACACUGGAGUUGCCAGCCGGCACGGCUAAGGGCAGCCUCAAUGUUCGCAUCGAUUACGAGACCUCAAGCAGUGCCAGCGGCCUGCAGUGGCUGAAUCCCACCCAGACCCUGGGCAAGGAGCAUCCCUAUAUGUUCUCCCAGUGCCAGGCCAUACACGCCCGCUCUGUGGUGCCCUGCCAGGAUACGCCGGCGGUGAAGUUCACCUACGAUGCUGUGAUCGAGCAUCCCACCGAGCUGACUGCCCUGAUGAGCGCCAUAAUUGACAAGAAGCAGCCCGGCAAGACACACUUCAAGCAGGAGGUGCCCAUACCCGCCUAUCUCGUGGCCAUUGCCAUUGGCAAGCUGGUCUCCCGUCCGCUGGGCGAUAACUCCAAUGUGUGGGCCGAAGAAGCCAUUGUGGAUGCCUGUGCCGAGGAGUUUUCCGAAACGGCCACCAUGCUGAAGACCGCCUCGGAUCUGUGCGGUCCCUAUGUGUGGAAGCAGUACGAUUUGCUGGUAAUGCCACCGUCAUUCCCCUUCGGUGGCAUGGAGAAUCCAUGCCUCACGUUUGUCACACCCACUCUGCUGGCGGGCGACAAAUCGCUGGCCGAUGUCGUGGCCCAUGAGAUUGCACACAGCUGGACGGGCAAUUUGGUGACCAACAAGAACUUUGAGCACUUCUGGCUCAACGAAGGCUUCACCGUGUUCGUGGAGUCCAAGAUUGUGGGACGCAUGCAGGGUGCCAAGGAGCUGGACUUUAAGAUGCUCAGCAAUCUGACCGAUUUGCAGGAGUGUUUGCGCACUCAACUCUCUGGCACACCAGAGCUUACCAAAUUGGUCGUGGAUCUGUCAAACUGUGGACCCGAUGAUGCCUUCUCCUCAGUGCCUUACUAUAAGGGUUCCACAUUCCUGCGCUAUCUGGAGGAUUUGUUUGGCGGACCAACUGUCUUUGAGCCAUUCCUGCGGGACUACCUGAAGAAAUAUGCCUACAAAUCGAUCGAGACCAAUGACUUUAAGAGUGCCUUGUAUGAUUACUUCAAGGAUACGGACAAAAAGGAUCAACUGAGUGUGGUGGACUGGGAUCUGUGGCUAUCCUGUGAGGGCAUGCCCCCCAUUAUACCCAAAUUCGAUGAAACUCUGGCCAAUGUCACCACCGGUCUGGCCAAAUUGUGGAGCAACGACACAGUCUCCAAAUUGGUAGACAACAAGGACAUCAAGCAGACCAUUUCCAUCCAUCAACUGCUCGACUUCCUGGGCAAACUGAUCGAAUCGAAGGACAUUGUUGAGUUGAACGAAAGUAAGAUUGAACUGCUCGAGUCCACCUACAAUCUGAAGCAGUCGAAGAAUGCUGAAGUGCGCUUCCGCCUGAAUCGGUUGAUCAUCCGUGCCCGCCUGCUCAACCGUCUGGACGAGAUCAUUGAAUUUGCCAACUCCAAUUUCCGCAUGAAGUUCUGCCGCCCCAUCUACCGCGAUCUGGCUGGCUGGCCCGAGGCCAAGCCUGCGGCCAUUCGCAACUUUGUCAAAGUCAAGGAUCAGAUGAUGGCCGUCUGCUCGCACGCCAUCGAAAAGGACUUGGGAUUGAAGUAAAUUUAAGUCUGAAUUUUAUGCAUUUGCGAGAUCUGUUAACUGAAUAUGAAAUUUUUUGUGCACUCG
Drosophila obscura is the source of this 2249-nucleotide messenger RNA. It is a transcript of the gene mRpL13, whose product is annotated as 39S ribosomal protein L13, mitochondrial. NCBI's taxonomy places the organism in Eukaryota, Metazoa, Arthropoda, Insecta, Diptera, Drosophilidae. Gene Ontology annotation, cellular component: cytosol; ribosome; mitochondrial large ribosomal subunit. Gene Ontology annotation, molecular function: mRNA binding; metallopeptidase activity; epoxide hydrolase activity. The record is from RefSeq and is a predicted model, not a curated record. The transcript has 7 exons. Gene Ontology annotation, biological process: translation; negative regulation of translation; peptide catabolic process. The coding region runs from base 87 to 2183 and encodes 698 amino acids.